Physcomitrium patens is the source of this 1710-nucleotide messenger RNA. Its product is annotated as enoyl-[acyl-carrier-protein] reductase [NADH] 1, chloroplastic. Gene Ontology annotation, molecular function: enoyl-[acyl-carrier-protein] reductase (NADH) activity. Gene Ontology annotation, biological process: fatty acid biosynthetic process. The record is from RefSeq and is a predicted model, not a curated record. Lineage: Eukaryota; Viridiplantae; Streptophyta; Bryopsida; Funariales; Funariaceae.
ACUUCAGAGUCCAUCCCGAACCGAACUUUACGAGUCCUGAGGUUUCUCCCACUUUGAAAUCUUUUCUGUACAAUCUUGGGUUUAGGAGCCAUCGCUAUUCAGUCAUCUCCCACCUCCUUACUCCCCCUUCGUGUCUGUGUCUGUGUCUGUUUUCUCUUAAUCCUGUUUGGGUUUUGUGGUUCCAGAAUCAAUGGCCACCAUGUCAAUGCGAGUUGCGGCAGCAGCGGCAGCAGCGGCUGCCGUUUCAUCGCCUGCCAAGUCUUCCACUGUGCACAGAUUGGGCAGCCGUCAGAUGGUUGGAGAGUUUCGAGGAGCGAGGGGGUUGGGUAUGGCUGCGGUAAUUGCUCCGGGUGCUAGGAUGCUUUGGCGCAGUGAGGAGCAGAGGAAGGUGUUGAAGGCUGUCAAUGGCGUCCGCGCCAUGGCCUCUGCCAACGGUGUCCCAGCCCCUUCUGGCCUUCCCAUUGAUCUUCGAGGGAAAAGAGCGUUUAUUGCCGGUGUGGCGGAUGACCAAGGUUUUGGCUGGGCCAUUGCCAAAGCUCUGGCAGCAGCUGGAGCUGAAAUUCUUGUCGGAACCUGGGUGCCGGCUCUUAACAUCUUCGAGACCAGUCUCAGGAGAGGCAAGUUCGACGAGUCCCGGCAGCUUCCCACCGGAGGAUUACUCGAGAUUGCCAAAGUGUAUCCCUUAGAUGCUGUAUUCGACACUCCUGAAGAUGUGCCUGAGGAUAUCAAGAACAACAAGAGAUACGCUGGGUCAACUGCUUGGACUGUACAGGAAUGUGCCGAAGCCGUGAAAGCUGACUUCGGCUCCAUCGACAUCCUGGUGCAUUCACUUGCUAAUGGGCCUGAAGUAACGAAGCCACUUAUGGAGACCUCGCGCAAAGGUUACUUAGCUGCUGUCUCAGCCUCUACAUACUCCUACGUCUCACUUUUGAAGUACUUUGCUCCGAUCAUGAACCCAGGUGGUUCUGCACUUUCUCUUACUUACUUGGCGUCUGAGAAGAUUAUCCCUGGAUAUGGUGGAGGAAUGAGCUCUGCCAAGGCUGCACUUGAGAGUGACACACGUGUGCUUGCAUUCGAGGCUGGCAGGAAGUAUGGCAUUCGGGUUAACACCAUUUCAGCAGGUCCCUUGAAAAGCAGAGCGGCUAAGGCUAUUGGUUUUAUUGAUGACAUGAUCAACUACUCCUCUGCUAAUGCACCAUUGCAAAAGGAGCUGGAAGCAGAUGAUGUAGGACAUGCAGCUGCAUUCUUGUCAUCACCAUUGGCUAGUGCUGUAACAGGUACACUGCUCUAUGUCGACAAUGGUCUGCAUGCGAUGGGCCUGGCAGUUGACAGUCCCUGCGUUGCAAAGGCAGCCACUCCAGCCACUCUCUAACUUUGCUUCACAACUUUCAUCCAACAUGUUGCAACUUGAUUUCUAACUUUCUGUCACAGGGUUUAAGCAUUGAGUUGGAUAUACUCUUAAGCUGCCCGUACAUGAUGUACUUAGUUGUUGGAAUUUGAGGAGUUGAAGAUCGAUUUCUAAGAUGACUUGACAACAGGCGAGUAAGAUUGAGUACUUUCCCUUAGGUUUGUUUCGCUGAUUCUGGCAACUUGAAGACAUUUAGAACAGCGGACAAAGAUUCCGCAGUUGAAUGACUCUAGUAGAGUCUGUACACUUUCUCCUGUCCAAUGAGAGUUUCAUUACAGUUUGCAAAGCGCGCUCUGAAAAAA